Solea senegalensis (Senegalese sole) is the source of this 1464-nucleotide messenger RNA. RefSeq names its product cd8 beta (gene cd8b). Bases 101 to 742 code for a protein of 213 amino acids. Lineage: Eukaryota; Metazoa; Chordata; Actinopteri; Pleuronectiformes; Soleidae. The transcript has 7 exons. Gene Ontology annotation, biological process: regulation of immune response. Gene Ontology annotation, cellular component: cell surface. Gene Ontology annotation, molecular function: MHC class I protein binding; coreceptor activity. The record is from RefSeq and is a predicted model, not a curated record.
AGAAACUGUCAUCACUUUUUCCUCAGCCACCUCUGAAGACACAAAGACACACACACACAGACAGACACACACACACACGUCUGACGGACGAGUAGACAGAAUGAGCGCGCUGCUGUGGACUUGGACAGUGUUGAGCGUCUCUCUGUGGACGGCAGGCUCCUGUCAGCUUCUGCUGCAACAGCCCGUCACAAACCUGUACCCUAAACUCAACGAUCAGGAGACUGUUGAGUGCAACUGCGGGAUCUCCUCCUGUGAGUCCGUGUACUGGUUCAGAACCGACCCCGCAAACGACAGCUUCCUCUUUUUAGUCAAACACAACAACGCCGAGCGCGUCUUCUACGGGCCCAAUGUCGACCAGACGCGGAUUAAACCGUCCAAGAGAGGACUGUCCUUUGUGCUGCGCGUCCUCCGUGUGCAGAAGCACGACAGAGGGAUUUACUCCUGUGUCGUAAAGGACAAGACCAACAGAGAGACAUGGAGGCCGGGCACUUUCCUUCACCCAGGAGUGAAUCCUCCGACCAAACCUCCUCCGACCAAACCUCCGCCUGUCAAGCCUGGCUGUCGCUGUCCUAAGAGGAGGAAUCCUCCACGCGAUGAGUCUGGAUGUGACGCCCUGGUCCUGUGGCCGUUGGUGGGCUUGACUGUGGUCCUGGUUGUGACUCUCAUCUGCACACUCUACUACUUCAGCCGGCUGCCAAAAAAAUGCUACCACCACUUUGGAAAAGUGAGACAGAUGUCGUGAAGAGCCGCGGCUGCGACUGCUUCCAUCAAACUCUAACUUCCCUUGAGCUGAAGUCCAGUGCAGCAUGAAGGAUAAAGUGUGUGCGCGCACAUGGUCGGAGAAGAGUUUCAUACUGAGCUUUGAGCAGCAGAGGCCGCGUCAUGUAACAUAAGAUUGUGAUAUAUUGACUCUUCCAGUGUAAAGUUGUUUUGUUUUUUUUUUGUUGUGUGGUUUUUGUGUAAAGUUAGAUUUUUAGGCUCAACUCAUUAAAUCCAUGUCACUGAAGUAUGUGCCUCAUUCUCUGUGGACUUUGGUGUGAGAGGACGAGCCGUUCACACAAGGACAGAGUGCGCUCAUUUUCCAUCUAUAUGUAAUAAUAAUAUGCAUCACUUUAUCAGCUUUAGUGGCUUUUUAUUAUCAUUAUUAUUGUUAUUAAUUAUGGAAAAACACAGCUGUACUUUUGUGAUACACAAUGCGUAAAUGAGUAUUAUGGGAUGGGUCGGUGAGAGUCUAUACCCACCGAUGACGUCAGUCAUUUUCAACAGAUAACGGGGGAAAAUGAUAGAAAGAAAAAAUCUGAUCACCGUCAAACCUCAAGUGUUGUAUCUCAGCGACACCUGAACACAUCACGAUGCAUUUUUAUCACGUAAACUGGUCAAAUGAAGCAGACUUUCACCACGUUUCUUACUGUAAAUGUUUCGUCUGGAAGAAGCGAAUAAAAGUGAUGUAUUUCUGACAAUGAA